Molecule: messenger RNA, 1137 nt
Organism: Entrophospora sp. SA101
Lineage: Eukaryota; Fungi; Glomeromycota; Glomeromycetes; Entrophosporales; Entrophosporaceae
Source: the annotation of a GenBank genome assembly
AUGAGAGGAAGGUUGACGUUAAACAGAACUUCAACGGCUGAAAAAGAUAUAAAGUAUGAUAAUGUUGAGAAUUUUCCAAAACAAAAAAGAUCAUUUCUCACAAAUGCAUUUUCAAAUCAAUUGUGUCCCUCAAGUUAUGCAGACUUUAAUAAAUUUAAAGAAUUUCAACAAAAACACAACUAUCCAAUAUUAUGCCAUCGCCCUACAGGAGCUUCUUCAAUACCGGUCACACUCCUUCAUCCAGCAUUUGGCCAAUUUGUCAGUGAUUGCAAAAAUCUCAUUCCCACCUCAGAUGAUAUUAAAUUUGUUAUAACUUUAAGUAAAAGAAUGUCUUCCUUUUAUGAUAAUGAAAAUUUACGUGCGGAGGAUUUUAGAACUUUAAUUACAAAAUACUGUGACCUAACCUUCGUGGCUUGUAAAAUAGGCAGCAAAGGUUAUGUGACAGAUGGUUCUUUAGUUACAGGCGACCACUACUAUGUGAAUAUUGAGGCAAAAGUGGAAUUUGGCUCUGGUGGAGAAGGGUUCUUUCAAUCUUCAAUGUAUUACAUAAACAUGGUCCUUGAUAAUGCUAAAAAAUACACAGGUCCUAUGUUUUGUUUUGCUGGUUCAGCAAUCCCAAAGGAAGUUCAUAUGGACCAAUUGACAUUACCUAUACCACUUUCUUACAAUCCAUAUGAAAAAGAUAUCGAAUUGGCUGCUGCAAGGACAUUUGGUGCUUUUAAAAAAGCAGUACAUUGUUUAAAGUCUUACUAUGAGAAUGAGUUGCAAUAUAGUAUAAACCAAAUCAUUCGUAAUCCUAAUUAUGUAUUCAAAAAUUCUAAUUUUCCUCCACUUGAAGAAAUCAAAAGUAAAACUUAUGAAAUUGUUAGUUAUUUACAUGAAAACAAAAUUGUACAUGGUGAUUUAAGAAGAGGUAACUUGUUAGUCAGGAUAGAUGGAAAAAAUGAUGCAUCCAUAUUAUUAGCAAAUUUUGAUAGUGCAGGCGAGGAAGGAAGCAUAAAAUAUCCAUUUGAUAUUAAUAUUAAAACUAUCCAAAGACCACCAAAUGUUAAGGGGGGUGAAUUAAUAACAAAGCAGAAUGAUGUGGAGAUGCUCGAAAUCAUGUGGGAGGAUUUAAUAUCAGAUAAUAAUAAUUAA